AUUUUUGUUGUUUUUGUCUGCUGGUUUUGAGUUGAAGUUUAAAGAAAAGAGAGAAGAGUGUGUGUGGAGAAACAGUGACAGAAAACAUGGGAAGAAGUCCUUGCUGUGAGAGAUUGGGAUUGAACAAAGGGUUUUGGAGUCCUGAGGAAGAUCGCAUUCUCAUCGAUCAUAUCAACACACAUGGUCACAAAAAUUGGCAUGCCCUACCCAGACAAGCUGGGCUUUUGAGGUGUGGGAAGAGUUGCAGACUCAGGUGGAUAAAUUAUCUUAGGCCAGAUAUUAAACGAGGCAAUUUUACAAAUGAAGAAGAAGACAUGAUAAUCCAGUUGCAUGAAAACCUGGGGAAUAGAUGGUCAGCCAUAGCAGGAAAGUUACCAGGUCGAACAGACAACGAAAUAAAGAACCUAUGGAACACCCACUUGAAGAAGAGGUUGUCCCACCAAGACAAAGACACGAAUCAAAACGAGUCCUUGGUCCGCACACAAAUUUCCAAACAACAACAACAACAACCCGUGAAUGCUCUUCCCACAGAUCAUGUCAUCGGAACCACAGACGAAAAAAAGGCACUGUCAUCUCCACAGUGGGCAAGCAGUGACGUGUCAACCCUCACCACUUCUACCACCAGUGACAGCAGAGACCACAGUGCUACUGCUAUUGAUCAUCAACACCGCUUGCCCGUGAAGCCUGAAUCGCUCGAUGAUGAUUUCUGGUCUCAAGUUCUCUCACCUGGUAAGUCCGGCGACACCGCCAGUUUUCCGGCCACCGGCGCGGGUCACCGGGACUUCCAAUGUUCACUCUCUCCGUUGUUGACUUCCAAAGGGGUGCAUGCGUCAAGUGCGUACGAUAAUGUCAACUUUUGGUACGAUGUGUACAUGGGAGAACAAGAAUUACGAGAUUUCUGAUGGUUUAUGUUAGAGAUAUUUCAACUGAACAUGUUAAUUAGUUAGUUAUAGGUAUAUGUUUUGCUACCUUUUGAACUUUUGGACUUGAGGAUGAGUUUCUGAGCUUGUGGACUUGAUCAGCUUUGGUGGAGA
Molecule: messenger RNA, 1034 nt
Organism: Vigna angularis (adzuki bean)
Lineage: Eukaryota; Viridiplantae; Streptophyta; Magnoliopsida; Fabales; Fabaceae
Product: transcription factor MYB13
Exons: 3
Coding region: 87-902 (271 amino acids)
Source: RefSeq, a predicted model, not a curated record